GAUCUACUACAGUCACACAGCAGAAGAAGUUUCCCAUGAUGCAACAGCUAGGCAUCAACAUGCCUGCUGCUGUGAUUAUGGAGGAGAACUAUGAUAAAUUACUGGAACAGUGUGAAGCCCAGGAGCUGGAGGCUCCAGGGGGCAUCGCAACACCUCAGGUGUAUGCUCAGCUGCUAUCGCUCUAUCUGCUACACAAUGACAUGAAUAACGGCAGGUAUCUCUGGAAACGGAUUCCCCAAGCAAUAAAAUCGGCAAACCCGGAAUUAACAUCUAUUUGGGCCGUUGGGCAGCGCAUUUGGCAGCGAGACUUUCCAGGGGUUUACACAACCAUUGCAGCCUUCCAAUGGUCCGAGAAUAUCCUGCCAGUCAUGGAGGCUCUUCGAGAGAGCACGCGGCAGCGAGCAUACAGCCUGGUGGCCCAGGCCUACACCUCCAUCGCAGCAGAAGACUUCGCCGCCUUCGUGGGAUACUCUGUGGAGGAGGCAGUGAAAGGUGUAGUGACCCAUGGCUGGCAGGCAGACCCCGCUACCAGGAUGGUGAUGCCCAUAAAGCCAGAUCCUCCCCCCGUCUCACUGGUUCCAAACGAGCAGCAGUUGGCCAGACUCACCGACUACGUGGCUUUUCUCGAGAACUGAUAACCUGCCACCCUUUUUUUCCGCUCACCCGGUACAGGGGAGAGAGUUCAAGUUUGGAUGGACUCUUGCUCCGGUCCUAGUCCCUGAUAAACGAACCAAAAACACACACCCACCAUCUUGCAUGGGAGCUGCACGCUCUUCUCCAAGACCUGCAUAUUCACGACUCUUCUGGCUCCCCCUGUCAAUCCAUAUGUUGGAACACAAUGGUGUAUUAUAUCCUUUUUUCCUUCUCUCUCUGUAACCCACCUGCUGUACAGACUUGGGACUUGAUUUUGAAGGAUAAAUGUUAGAUUUUAUUUUAUUGCUCACCUAACGGACCCUUUCCCUUUCUAAUAAAUAAACAAGUUGGUAUGUUUUAGCACCUGAAGGGUUGCAAAGAACUUUGUCAAGAAGUGGUCAUCUCAGCCCUUUUUUUGAACCUUAUGUUUUGACUGGUGAAUAAAUAUUUUGCUCUUUCUAAUU
Messenger RNA from Pungitius pungitius (ninespine stickleback), 1097 nucleotides. RefSeq names its product COP9 signalosome subunit 8 (gene cops8). The transcript has 7 exons. The coding region runs from base 36 to 635 and encodes 199 amino acids. Gene Ontology annotation, cellular component: COP9 signalosome. Gene Ontology annotation, biological process: COP9 signalosome assembly; protein deneddylation. Lineage: Eukaryota; Metazoa; Chordata; Actinopteri; Perciformes; Gasterosteidae. The record is from RefSeq and is a predicted model, not a curated record.